AUGAAGCUGGAAAGUCGCUUUACUGAUUUCUACGUCCCGGAGACAGUUUCUUUGCCGAAUCUUAAGAUUCUGCAUUUGGCACAAUUUAUAUUGACAGAUGAGCUGUCUACUCCCAGGCUCAUUCAGGGUUGUCCUGUGCUCAUAGAACUGUAUUUUGACUGUUUAACAUAUUCAGAGGGUGAAGUUCUGACCCUUUUGAUAAAAAGCCCUUCCCUGGAAAAAAUCUACCUCCAUUGUGUGACUGAUGAAUGGGACAUUGUUCUGGACAUCCCCAGUGCUGUAAAUUUGGAAUGCGAGGUUGAGGGAGCGAGUAAAACAAGUAUAAAUGCCCCAAAGCUUCAACAUUUGCACUUUGAUGGCGAUGCAGUUGAAUUACUCUUUUAUUUUCAAAAGUUGCUGCCAACUUUUGAAAAGCUAACUUAUCUUGAGCUUGAAGUCCGCAAAUAUUAUGAUAAGCAUACUCGUAGCUGGAAGAUGUUAUCUUGGUUACUUGAGAGUGCACCUAAUCUUCAAGUGCUGGUCUUUGAUGAAGUGUUUUGGGAUGACAGGAUUGAAUCCUCUGCUGAAGACAAGAAAUUUGAGUUUCUUUCUGCAGAGCCUGUUCCAUUAUGCUUGCCGAAACAUCUUAGGGAAGUAAAAAUCAGAAAAUUCAAUGGAAAGGAAUAUGAAUUCAAGCUCAUUGACUAUAUUUUGCAGAAUGUGAAAGCUUUAAAAAAGAUGACCGUUGGUGUGCUUGGACACUUUGGAGCUCGCAGCAAAAUAUUGUCAUUGAAGAGAUGCAAUAACGACUGCCAGAUUGUGUUCACAUAA
Molecule: messenger RNA, 810 nt
Organism: Coffea arabica (coffee)
Lineage: Eukaryota; Viridiplantae; Streptophyta; Magnoliopsida; Gentianales; Rubiaceae
Product: FBD-associated F-box protein At3g52670-like
Source: RefSeq, a predicted model, not a curated record